Messenger RNA from Linum tenue, 1738 nucleotides. The record is from the annotation of a GenBank genome assembly. NCBI's taxonomy places the organism in Eukaryota, Viridiplantae, Streptophyta, Magnoliopsida, Malpighiales, Linaceae.
CUGCUCCCACCGCCGACCCCUCUACUGCUCCCACCACUAACACCUCCAUUCCUCCGACCUGGUCCGCCGACCCCUCCACAACCUCCCCUCACAAAGUCGCGGACGUUGAAGAGGAAGGAGCUCGCCACGGGUGCUGUCGUCGCCGACGUAGAGGAAGGGGUCCGACCGCCGGUCGCGGACGGGGUCCGACCGCCGGUCGCGGACGGGGUCCGACCGCCGGUCGCGGAUGGGGUCCGACCGCCGGAAGCGGACGGGGUCCGAUCGCCCUUCGCGGACGGGGUCCGAAAUCCAUCGGCGGACCGCUGGUUCAGUCAUCAGUCCGAUUCUCUGAGUAAACAGAGAGAUAGAUCGGAGAAAAAGAUGACGGCAAUGAGUUAUUUCCUAGAAUCAGUGCUUCCAUUUUCAGUCAUGGUUGGUCUCGAGCUCAUCAGCGUUGCGCUAAACACCCUGUUCAAAGCUGCGACGUUGCAGGGCAUGAGCUACCAUGUCUUCGUCGUCUACGACUACGCUACCGCCGCCCUCGUACUCCUCCCAGCUGUUUACAUCUCUCGCAGAUCCACAAGUACUCUUCCUCCUUUGACUUCUCGCAUGAUAUGGAAAAUUUGUCUUCUUGGGAUCAUUGGGGGAGCAUCUAAGAUGAUGGGGUACACGGGGAUCAAUUUCAGUUCACCAACACUGUCUUCAGCCUUAAGCAACCUCACUCCAGCUUUUACAUUCAUAUUUGCCGUCAUGUUCAGAAUGGAAAAGGUUACAAUGAGGAGAAGAUCAAGCCAGGCCAAAAUUGUGGGCACCAUAGCUGCAAUCACAGGUGCAUUUGUUAUAACCUUCUACAAAGGUCCUCCAAUUUCCUUUGCCACCACUACACCACCAUCAUCAGUUCUUUCUCAACUUGAUCAACAACCUUUUCAAGUCUCGUCAUCGACAACCCCGAAUUGGAUUCUUGGUUCCGUUUUUCUGACCAUUCAAUACAUACUAAUUCCACUCUGGUGUGUUGUUCUGACUCAGAUAAUGGAGGAAUACCCUGCAGAACUCACGGUAACCUUUCUAUACGACUUGGUAGUAUGCGUCUUUGCAGCAGUUGUUGCUUUGAUUGCUGAAGGAACAUCAUCGAGCGCCUGGUUGCUUAGUUCGAGGAUUGCAUUUGCCUCGGUGUUAUGCUCGGGAGUGUUCGGAUCAUGCAUGAGCAAUGCUAUCGAUGCAUGGGCGCUAAGGGUUAAGGGGCCUCUAUUUGUGGCAAUGUUCAGUCCAUUUUCCAUGGUGAUUGCUGUUGUCAUGGGGGUGGUGUUUCUGGGGGAUCCACUGCUUCUUGGAAGCCUAAUUGGAGCAACAAUCAUAUCCGCCGGGUUCUACAUGUUGAUGUGGGGAAAGGCGAAAGAGAUCGAUAAUAGUGAGACCAAAUUAGAAGAAGAUCCGUGUCACAAUAGCAGCAGCCUUCAGGCACCCCAGUCUGGAGAGGAUGUUCAUGCCCCUUUGCUGCAAAGCUACAAAACUGAACAAGUGUAACAUGAAUUCAUGUGCAUGAAAUCUGUAUCUUGGACUUGUAUAAUGUACAGUUUGGUUCAAGUAACCUCUUAAGAGUUAAGAACCAUUAACGAAGCAUGAAACCUGGGCUGUUCAAAUUCAGCUUCCAUUUGUAUAAUUGUAUCCCUCUGCAUAUGUAAAAGAGUGAGAGCAGCAGAAAGGUUUCUGUUUUACUGUAUUCUGUUGAGUGAAAUGAAAGAAACCUACUAAUUGUCAG